Mycena citricolor is the source of this 1400-nucleotide messenger RNA. The record is from the annotation of a GenBank genome assembly. Lineage: Eukaryota; Fungi; Basidiomycota; Agaricomycetes; Agaricales; Mycenaceae.
GUUCUUGACCAUGAACUACCUGUCCAUUCCACCAGCUUUCUCGUGGCCUGUACAAUUCUGUCUAUUCUCGACUGCAACGACUUACAUUGCAUCGAUAAUAACCUCUAAUGUCUCUCAAGUCGACCGCGUGUGGACUUUUCUACCAACCAUCUACACAGCAUACUUCGCACUACUGCCUCUUUGGCCAAAGACGCAACCUUUCUAUCCAGUUCCGACGCCAUACACCCCCGCUGCUCUGGAGAUAGCGGCUGAGGCCUACAACCCACGUGCGCUGAUGUUGCUUGGCUUAGUUACCACUUGGAUGUGCAGGCGCGUGAACCGUACUUGAAAGAGCUCAAAGGUGACAUUCUAACUCGAACCAGACUCAGCUACAACACAUAUCGACGCGGUCUCUUCAAUCUGUUCGUUUCUUAUGUGCUCAUGGAUGCACGAGCUGACCUUUCGAAGGAAGGACGAGGACUACCGUUGGGCUGUGCUGCGGUCACAACUUCACCCAGCCCUCUUUCAAAUCGUCAACCUCACGUUCAUCGCAUUCACACAGAAUGUUCUACUCUUGCUCUUGGGAGUCCCAGCAUACUACGCCGCAAUACAACCUGUACAAUCCCUAGACGGUCGCGAUUACGGCGUUAUAGCGCUGACUUUGGUUGUUCUGGCGCUCGAAUUCACGGCAGACAAUCAGCAGUAUUCAUUUCAGACAUACAAGCACACGCCAAGACGAUAUCAUGAACAUCAACAGUGGCCGGGAUCCCGCUUGGACUGGACAAAGGAAGAUGUCGAUCGCGGUUUCUUGACUCGGGGAUUAUGGGCUUGGUGUCGCCAUCCAAACUUCAUGUGCGAACAGUCGUUCUGGUGGAUCAUGAAUCUUGCAUCUCUUCCGCACCUGCCAACUGUACACUUGGCCGCCAUGUUUCAAUCUCCAUUUUCCGAUUGGUUGGAGCAUCUUGGACCGCUCGCCCCGCUCACACCAGCCGUCGCUUUGUCGAUUCUCUUUUUCAGUUCGACUGUGUACACCGAGGCCAUCACCGCUGGCAAGUACAAAGGAUAUGCCGCAUACCAAGCUCGAGUGGGGAUGUUCAGUCCACCGAUCACUGUUUUCAAGCAAUUGAAGUUGGCGAUGACGGGGGAACUGCCUGAUGUCGACAAGAUCGUUUGGGGCUCCAAGUAUCCGAAGCUGAAAACGGAAUGAAGGUGAAACAAGAUGAUCGUCUAACUGAUUCGUCCAUAACUAUCUUCUGAAUGCAAGGCUGCGCGCCGUUGACAUACCAAGUGUCACUGAAACAGUUCUCGACAGCAAUUGUUGAUCGAGAUCAAGCCAAUGAUUAAAAUUAGUAAUAACGCUGAAGGCUAUUGCGGCUUUGUUGGUUGUCCUGUGGACUGCAUCUCGAACUUGAUGACGAGCC